Messenger RNA from Ixodes scapularis (black-legged tick), 3049 nucleotides. RefSeq lists its product as uncharacterized. The coding region runs from base 1 to 2940 and encodes 979 amino acids. Gene Ontology annotation, molecular function: RNA-DNA hybrid ribonuclease activity; nucleic acid binding. NCBI's taxonomy places the organism in Eukaryota, Metazoa, Arthropoda, Arachnida, Ixodida, Ixodidae. The transcript is spliced from 2 exons. The record is from RefSeq and is a predicted model, not a curated record.
AUGCAAGAAACCAACGUGAAGGACCCCCGACUCUCCGCAUACAACUACUUCCACAAUCCUGCGAUCGAACGGAAAUAUACAAAGACCGGCCCCCCUGAAGCACGAGGACUGGCCACCGUCUACCUCAAGGGGACCGUACCACAUGCCCAAAUUGAUGCACAGAAAUGGUGCACACCAGACCAGGAAGUCACUGCGGUGCGCACACUCAUAGACAACCAUAAGCUCAUCCUCGUGUCGGCGUACGUCCGCCCUACCGCCGAAGACCCCAACUUCAGUUGGAUAGAAGAGUUACGAACGGUCUACCCAGACGAUAGGAUGGUCAUAGGCGGCGAUUUUAAUCCGCACCACCGGGAGUGGGGCUACGGCGACGAUGACCAGAGAGGAGCCAGAUUACUAGAAGCUUACGAGAAGGCGGGUCUCGAGCUCGCGAACGACACGCAUGAAAAGACGAGAGUAGGCACCUCGGCCAACCAGCAGGACACCAACCCCGACCUAACCUUAGUGGACUCAAGAAUCGAGGGGAUGGAGUGGUCGGUGUUCCCCGACGCGUGGGGCAGCGACCACUACCCCAUAGAAAUAUCGAUCCGUAUCAAGAACAGGGCCAAGGCCAAGAAAACUGUGGUCACAGUCCUCUGGGACAAAUUCAGAGCCCUUUUACGCGCCCAAAUUGACGAAAACGACAUGUCGACAAAACUCUGCGCCUUGCUAGUAGCCUCCACGAGGGAAGCCUCGACCAAGAAGGAGGUGAACUGGGACUGCCCCACACCGGACACCCACCUCCUAUCCCUGUGGGACCACCGCACGCGCAAACUCACAGAGUACAGAAAAACCAAAGACCGGAACACACUGAAGGAAGUGAACAGAAUCACCGCCGAAGCAGAGGAAUAUGCACGAAAGCUCAGAGUGAACGAGUGGCUCGACCAUUGCGCUUCCUUUGACCAGCGUACGUCGAUACGCAAGCUGUGGCGCACCUUCCGAGGCAUGCUCGGUCUCACCAAGGUCCGCAACACGAUAGAAAACAUGGCCCUAGCCCUGGACAAGCCCCUCGAGGACGUACUUGAAGACAUGGGAAAAGCCUUCUUCCCCCAACCCUCGACGACCCCGAAUGCAGCAAUCUACACUCUAGAACAAGCACCGAAAGACCCCCCUCCGUGGAACACCCCGAUCACCCGAUGGGAGCUCGAGACCAUAGGACUGGACACCAUUGAAGCAUUCCUCAAAGAGACCGGACUCUCCCCGUCACCAGACAAAACCAGAUACAUAAUAUUUACCCGCAAAGGUCACCCAACUCACGACUUGACCUUCGGUGGUCUCCCCAUCACCCAAGCAGAGACGCACAAGAUCCUGGGAGUGUUCUUCAACCAACGAAAGUCCCCCAAAGAAUGGCUAACCAGGAUGACCAAGAUUUGGAAACAGGGCACGGCACUGGUCCGCCGCAUCGCCCAAAAGACCGGUGGUGCGAGCGAGGAGGUGGCCAAGACCCUGAUACGGGCCGUGCUAGCUUCCAAGGUACUUUACGGAGCAAACUACUACAAGUUGAAUAAGAGUCACUGGCGAGCAAUUGAAAGAUGGCAGAAUGACGCCCGAAGAACUAUUGCGGGCUUACCGAGACACACCAAACUGGAGGAGCUACACAGGUGCGUUCCCCUCCCCAAACUACAGGACUUAGCCAAGGACCAGCACGAACUGCACCUCGUCUCACUGCAACACACUAGACAGGGCAGGGCCAUACUACGACUCCUGCGACAAGACGUGUCCACGCUUCCUAAACUCGGCCGCCCAAUCCCCCCGUGGGAAAUAGCAGACGUGGCCUCCAGCACACCUAUACCGCGGAAUAUGGGCCUGGACCAACCGGAACGGCGCCGGGACUACGCCCAAAAGCACCUGACCGUCGUAACCACGAAACUGGAAGACCCCACCACCAUCGUGCUGUACACAGACGCAGCACAUAAGGAUCUAGUCACCACCACGGCCUGGCACGAUCUCCGCCAAAACAAGUCAUGGAGCCGCGAAACUAAGACCGCUGGAACGCCCGAGGAAGCCGAAGCCCAGGCGAUCAUUCACGCCCUGGAACACGUUACCCAAAGCCUGAACUCACCCGUGAAGACGGUGGACAUUUACACCGACGCCCAGGAAGCCAUACGAAGAUGCCGAAAGCACGACCCCAACAGCCCGACCACCCGGCGCAUUCUUGCACUCGCCAGGCGCCUCGAGAGCAAGAACGUUAAAACCACUGUACACUGGGUCCCCGGCCAUGCCGGAGUGCCAGGCAACGAGGCCGCUCACCGGUCCGCGGAAGCGCUAGCAACGUUUCUCCUUUCGCGGCCACGAAGUGUGGACUCCCUGCCCGGCACUUCAGCCUACUCUGGCAGGACCGGCCCCAGGAAACAAGACGAGACAAGAGACCGGACCCUCUACGACCCUGAAGACGCAAUGAGAAAGGUCAGACAAGACUUAAAGAAGAGGCUCCUGGCCUCCCUCCCGCGCGAACCCGACCCCAUCCCGCUCGGCCGCUACUCCAGGAAGAAAAUGGUCCUUCUGCGCAGGAUCAGGACCGGCAGUGCAGUGACCCCUCACGACCGACGCAAGUGGGAACUGAGUGCUGGCAAGAUCGGCAGAAACAGACCGCCAGUGUCGACAGCCAGUCCGCCGGCCUCCCCGCCACAGCCGCAGCAGAUGCAACGCCAACAUUCACUGGAACAGCCUGAGAUCUGUCCCUACUGCAAAGAAACCCUAAGUGCAAACCUGCACCACCUCGUGUGGGAGUGCGGUCACUUCACCAACGAAAGAAAGAAAGCGCUUAGUCUUCUUCCACCUGCAUCGAGGCCGUCCAACCUGGAAGGCUGGGUCCGGCCUGAGGGAGACUCGGCCAGAAUCGCACUGAUCCUGGACUCAUUGCUCCUGUACUUAGAGAACACGGGCCUGGAGUCGACGUUCUGAGCACGGCCGUUCCUUCACGUCAAAGACUUCCCCAGAACCUGUUCCCUCCUCGAACCACGCCUAGGGCGACCGUUCGAAUGUUUCUUCCAAUAAACGUUUACUACCUACC